UAACCUCGCCGCUGCCAGCCGGACGGGGAAGUGGCCGGCCUGCCCGCCUGCCCAGUGUGGUCGCGGCCGGGGGCGGAUUUCAUGGCCCGAGGCGCACACGGGACUGGAGGCGGCGUGGGCGAGUCCCGGCGCGCCCCCUCCCGCGGGGAUCCCCCGCGCCCGCUCCCUGCCUCUCGCCGGGUUUUCCGAUGCUCGCUGAGCCCCUUGCCGCCGUCGCCCUCUCGCCGCAGCUAACCCCGCGGAGCCGCCGCCUAAGCCGGGGAGGAGAGGAUGACCGAGGUGCUGUGGCCGGCAGUCCCCAACGGGACGGACGCUGCUUUCUUGGCCAGCCCGGGUUCGUCUUGGGGGAACAGCACGGUCGCCUCCACGGCCGCUGUCGCUGCCUCGUUCAGAUGCGCCUUGACCAAGACGGGCUUCCAGUUCUACUACCUGCCGACCGUCUACAUCUUGGUGUUCAUCAUAGGCUUCCUGGGCAACAGCGUGGCCAUCUGGAUGUUCCUCUUCCACAUGAAGCCCUGGAGCGGCAUCUCCGUGUACAUGUUCAACUUGGCUCUGGCCGACUUCCUGUACGUGCUGACCCUGCCGGCCCUCAUCUUCUACUACUUCAACAAGACGGACUGGAUCUUCGGGGAUGCCAUGUGCAAACUGCAGCGGUUCAUCUUCCACGUGAACCUCUACGGCAGCAUCUUGUUCCUGACGUGCAUUAGCGCGCACCGCUACAGCGGCGUGGUGUAUCCGCUCAAGUCCCUGGGCAGGCUCAAGAAGAAAAACGCGAUCUACAUCAGCGUGCUGGUGUGGCUCGUCGUGGUGGCGGCCAUCUCCCCCAUCCUCUUCUACUCGGGGACCGGGGUCCGCAAGAAUAAAACCGUCACUUGCUAUGACACCACCUCAGACGAGUACCUGCGAAGUUACUUCAUCUACAGCCUCUGCACCACGGUGGCCAUGUUCUGUGUACCCUUGGUGCUGAUUCUGGGCUGUUAUGGAUUAAUUGUGAGAGCUUUGAUUUACAAAGACCUGGACAACUCUCCUCUGAGGAGGAAAUCGAUUUACCUGGUCAUCAUUGUACUGACGGUCUUCGGUGUGUCUUACAUCCCUUUCCAUGUGAUGAAAACAAUGAACUUGAGGGCCCGGCUGGACUUUCAGACCCCAGCAAUGUGUGCUUUCAAUGACAGGGUUUAUGCCACUUAUCAGGUGACAAGAGGUCUAGCGAGUCUCAACAGCUGUGUGGACCCCAUUCUCUAUUUCUUGGCAGGAGAUACUUUCAGGAGGAGACUUUCACGGGCCACCAGGAAAGCUUCCAGAAGAAGUGAGGCUAAUUUGCAAUCCAAAAGUGAAGACAUGACCCUCAACAUUUUAUCUGAGUUCAAACAGAAUGGAGAUACAAGCUUGUGAAGAAGGCACAGGGAGCCCCAAACCUCUCACUUUUGUAACAUGGUAGGACGCUUAACAAAGCCAAGUGCUUCUCCCCCACCCUUGCCCCUUUCAGUUUCUAGUAAGUUUAGAGAAAAAUCAAACCAAGACAAUAGUGAGUUAAAAAAAAAUAAUAGUAAAGUAGAGAUGCCCACAUCCACAUUUAGCCUGUUCGGGUUUGCUUUCAAAGCCUCCUUUCUUUUUGACUAUAAGUAUGUGUAGUAAAACAAUACUAUUUAGUUAAAUAUUUACUUUCUCUUACGCCUUUAAAAUGACAAGCUUUUCUGUUUAAAGGGUGUGUGCAUGUAAGUACCAGGGCUAUUUUGAUGUUAGUAACUUCUUAAGAAUACUAGCCACCUGAAAUUUGAGUUUCUGAUUUGUCUAACCCUUCUUGUUUUUAACAAUCCAUGGCAGGAAGAAAUAAAACAUUUACAUCCACA
Otolemur garnettii (small-eared galago) is the source of this 1850-nucleotide messenger RNA. It is a transcript of the gene P2RY1, whose product is annotated as purinergic receptor P2Y1. Gene Ontology annotation, biological process: relaxation of muscle; platelet activation; phospholipase C-activating G protein-coupled receptor signaling pathway. Gene Ontology annotation, molecular function: G protein-coupled ADP receptor activity; A1 adenosine receptor binding; G protein-coupled ATP receptor activity. NCBI's taxonomy places the organism in Eukaryota, Metazoa, Chordata, Mammalia, Primates, Galagidae. The record is from RefSeq and is a predicted model, not a curated record. Gene Ontology annotation, cellular component: plasma membrane. The coding region runs from base 271 to 1392 and encodes 373 amino acids. The transcript has a single exon.